Molecule: messenger RNA, 279 nt
Organism: Opisthorchis viverrini
Lineage: Eukaryota; Metazoa; Platyhelminthes; Trematoda; Opisthorchiida; Opisthorchiidae
Exons: 2
Source: RefSeq, a predicted model, not a curated record
UCAGAAUACGCCAAACCGCUAUCAGUGUCGAUUACGCCAUGCAACACUUACUAUUGCGUUCUACAGAGGGGAAAACCUACCACCUUUGAAAUUACGUUUCAAGCAUUUGAUGACCUUGAGGCCGCAGGUGUUGAAGUGUCCGCUAUAUUUAAAACUGUCAUGAUGUUGGUAACGUUUCCAAACGCAAAUGUGUGCGAUCGGCUUAAUCCACCUUGCCCGAUUAGAGCACGACAAACAUACACUUACAGCUACACAACCGCGAUUGCAGAAAGCUUUCCG